CCACACAUAGAGCUGUCACAUGUUAACUUGUAUCACUGAUUGCCUCAAGAGUUGCUUUUGAUAAACAAAUGCAUCAAUGAAUGCAUUUCUAAUAUCAAAACACACAUUUACAUACUGUGAAAAGAAAUACACAUUAACAAGUUACUAACACUGUCACCAUUUACAUCUUUAUAUCACUGUUGCUGUUGUUUCUGAUGAUGUUGUUUAUUGGCUUUGUUGUUGUUGUUGUGUGUGUUAUUUCAGAGGCGGCGGGUAAGGCGGUGGAAAGACAGAAAGCUCCAGCAGGUAAAAAGGUGGGUAAGGGUGCCAGCAGCAGCAUCCAGAGGAGCGUGGAGACAGGCAUGGCGGUGGAGUACCCGCGGGGGGGGUCCACCAUGAACCGGCAGGCCAGCAGAGAGUCCACUGACGGCAGCAUGAACAGCUACAGCUCAGAGGGGAAUCUGAUAUUCUCAGGUAUGCGGUUGGGGGCCGACAGUCAGUUCAGUGACUUCCUGGACGGGUUAGGCCCCGGUCAGCUGGUGGGCCGACAAACACUGGCCACGCCUGCCAUGGGUGAUGUUCAGAUCGGUCUGAUGGAUAAGAAAGGCCAGCUGGAGGUCGAGGUGAUCAGGGCACGAGGCCUUACCUCCAAAGCAGGCUCCAAAUCUCUCCCAGGUAACACAAACACACACACACACGCACGCACGCACGCACGCACGCACGCACGCACACACACACACACACACACACACAGGGAUAUAAAUACAGCACAUCUGCCUCAUGUCUGAUAUCACAACCGAA
Messenger RNA from Notothenia coriiceps (black rockcod), 780 nucleotides. Its product is annotated as regulating synaptic membrane exocytosis protein 2-like. The record is from RefSeq and is a predicted model, not a curated record. The transcript has 4 exons. The coding region runs from base 195 to 767 and encodes 190 amino acids. Gene Ontology annotation, molecular function: small GTPase binding; transmembrane transporter binding. Gene Ontology annotation, biological process: regulation of synaptic vesicle exocytosis; regulation of membrane potential; calcium ion-regulated exocytosis of neurotransmitter. Gene Ontology annotation, cellular component: presynaptic membrane; cytoskeleton of presynaptic active zone. NCBI's taxonomy places the organism in Eukaryota, Metazoa, Chordata, Actinopteri, Perciformes, Nototheniidae.